Molecule: messenger RNA, 1940 nt
Organism: Macadamia integrifolia
Lineage: Eukaryota; Viridiplantae; Streptophyta; Magnoliopsida; Proteales; Proteaceae
Exons: 2
Coding region: 105-1922 (605 amino acids)
Source: RefSeq, a predicted model, not a curated record
CCGGGUACCUCCAACCACCAAGACCGCACCAUCCUUGGCAAUUCCUCCUUCUGCUCUCUCUCUCUCUCUCUCUCUCAGUUUGAUUCUCUCAUUUAUUCAAGGAAAUGAGUUGGUCGUCAAGUGAUAAUUUUUUUGUGAAUGCAAAGUUAGAAGUUUUCUCAGUCGACAUCUUUUCCGAACCAUUAGAAUUGACACGAAGCAAAAGGGUUGUCUACGAUGGGCCGAAGGGUGAUGAUUUCAUGAAGUUCUUGCGCUCUAAAAACUUUCGAGUAAACCGUCAGGGCAAGGCUAUUGUAUGCGUCCAAAAACGCAAUGGUGAUGGUGAAUUUCUUGAACGUCAGUAUGAUACCUUCGUUCUAGAAACGGUGGUCCCAUUGAGCCCUUUUGGUUUCCAGAACGUACCAUUGCCCAAGCCGCAAGAAGUGAUCGAAUUGCAAAUCCUCCUAGAGAAUACCAAAGUGGAAUUGGUGAAGAAGAAUGAUGAACUUACUGAAUUGCAACGCCUCCAGGAGAAUACCAAGUCUGAAUUGGCAAAGAAGAAUGAUGCACUUAUUGUUCUGGAAAAUACCAAGGAUGAAUUGGCUAAGAAGAAUGAUGAGCUUAAUGAAUUGCAGAGCCUCCAGGACAAUAUCAAGGAUGAAUUGGUGAAGAAGAAUGAUGCGCUUAACAAAUUAAUGAAGCAGAAGAUUGAUCAAGAUUGGAAUCGUGAACAGUUUCGACUGACUAUGAUUGCGAUCACAAACUCAAUGAAGAGAGUGUUCAUUGACUUUGGCCUUGAGCCACCAGCCAACGGAGAUCCAGAAUCUGUGUUGAGAUUUCUUGAGAUGUUACGUGAUCUGAUCCUUCACAAAGAAUUUGGUGCCACUUUCUUAGUAGCCGCAAAUAAGUUAUUAGCCUCGAUUGAAAGUAUAUUUGAGAAACGAAAUGGCAUAAGCAUUGGCAUGGAAACAACAAAUAGUACUCCGAGUACUCCAGCCCGUCUCAUUGAGAGUCUAUUUACCUUAAGAGGCUUUAUGGAGUCCCACUUCUUUAUUGAUGGUAGUGUUAUAGUCAGGGAUUUUCGCCUGAUGAACGAGUACGACCUCCCAGUUAUCCUUCGGGAUUCUGCAGCAGAUGUGGCUGAGCUCAGGAAGAAGGAGGUGGGUGCGAAAUCAAUCGAUAACAUCGACGAAGACUCCAUCUUCUAUGGGUAUUUCAACAUUCCAAAGGUGGGGAUGUUCAAGGGUGUUUUGACCAGAGUUCAUGCCACCUUGCCGGAUGAAAUCAUGGUGAAACUUCAUAUAAGUGGAAAACAUAACAUUAUCAAUGAUAAAAGGUUUUGGUUUGUCUUUGCCAAUGGGUCAGCUAUGUUUGAAAAGGAGCUUUUGAGUCCUCAAGAUGCCAAAUUUGCACCUUCUCGGGUCUUAGGUGAUCCGACCGACUGUCUUGAGUUUUUUCGCAGGAUGAAUCGCACCUUCGUUAACGAGAAGGGGACAUAUCUCAAGUUUGAGUUUAUUACCGCCAAGCUUCCAAGAAUGGAGGCUAUAGACUUUGUUGGAUAUUAUAACAAGGAUUUGGUACUGAAAAAUCCUUUUAAGUUAGUGCAAUUUGAUAAGAAUGAACCUGUAACAGAUAUCGUAAAACGAGACGUUUUUUUCCCUGGGUCAUACUCAUUUAGGGGUAACGAUGGCGAUGCCACCAUGAUUGCAGAUGAAGCUCUGGAUUGUGCUUUCACAUUCAAGGAUUUCUGUUUUAUUGGAAAAAUAACAAAAACCUCUGGUACUUUCCGUAUGAAUGCUCUGGUGAGCGUGUUCUUUGAACAAACCCAACAUGGGCAAAAUUGUUAUGUUGAUGAUAUGGCAACAACUUUCUUUGUUUUAAAAACAGAGAAAAUACCUACUUGGAACAUUAAUGGAAAGAGGGCACUGGAAUUUAUUGAAUAAAUAGUUUGUUUUGUAUUA